UCCAAGGAAAUCCCGAAGCAUACAUGUCUGUCAAGGAGCCAGACAGCCUUCCGAUUGACUUGAUUGGGAGCCCUGGCUUCUUUCCGGCGCUCCUAGAUUACAUCCGGAGCGUGACCAACUCACAUUCUCUACCCUUAGACGAAGUGAUUAUCAAGUCAAUUCUCCUAUGUCUCGUUGCCGGUAACAAACACCUUGUGCUUCGAACCCCAGAGGAAGAUAUUGGUGUCGUCGUUAAAGUUGUUGUCUGGGACGGUCCCGCUGCAAUCCUUUCGCCUGGCUUAGCUGAGGGCGAAAAGACAUUAUCCUUUCUCUUUGGGUACCCUACCCAGAAGGUGAAACUGCGCUCAUAUUCUAGCGGCAUCUCGCCGGCCGCCUUCCUUGGAGCAUUAUUCCUGCCUUCAAACCGCACCAAUGCAUCUCAGGAGGACGUCUACAGAUCAGCUCGAGCGUCCGGGCACUACGCUAAGCCCGGUAGACCCUUAUCCUCGAAUCGAUCUCCGGGUCCUGACUACUCUCGCUCGAUCUCAUACCCAAACGACUUAGCUCAGGCACAUUCGCACUCGCGAACAACCUCUUUCAGUCGUCGCGUUCGCAAACGUGGGUCUGAAUCAAGAUUCAGCGGUCAGUCAGAAACAGAGGGACCUUAUCCUUCUGCAUCCCACCUUCCUCAUCUUCACCAUUCAUUCACCGAGCCACUGCCAAACCGGCAGGGCCAUCAUCUUGAAGCGGGGUCACUUGAGUUUCCACGGGCACUCGUCUUAUCUGGCAUCGAAAAGGCUAAUGACUCUGUGCACCGCGCCCUCGUCCAAGUUCUCUCCGCAAAAUGUGUCACUCGGGCAGAUUUGGGAGGUGAAUCCGUCCAGACGGGUGACCUCGGACAGCGCUACGAACAGCCUAAUGUGCACGGUAGCACCCGGGACAGUUCGGAAAACGUAGCGUGGCCACUUCCUCCUGGAUUCAUCAUGAUCUAUGUUUGCCCGAUUGAUACUAAGGAGCGGCCACCUAUUCAUAGAAGCUUGCUCGACAGAUUUGCGAUGAGCCACAACGUCCAGAUAUCUCAAGCCGUGCGCUACGCCCUUAAGUCUACGCCAUUCUCGCCACCGCUGCAUUCUGGAGCUGGAGGUCCUCAGUCUAAUCCCAGUUCCCCGUCACUCACAAUUCAUUCCCCGUUGCCGCAACCACACAGUCAAUCAUACACGCCCCCAUACUUUACGAAACCGUUGCCUGCGGGUCAGCCACCCGCUCUCAACCGACAUUUCAACAUCUCCUCUUCCUCCAUUCCUCCACAAACUCCUGCGAUUCCUUAUCCGGAGAAGCCUAUCGUACCGGGAUGGUUCCUCAAACUACUACGCCAGUACCGCCGCAAGACCUACUUCGCACCGAGCCUUGAUCUCUACCUAUCCGACCUGUUCUCCGCUGUACGUCAUCAUCCAAGCUUGGAUGGGAUGAUGUUGACGGCGAGUGCCAGGAAGGACGCCGAGGCGCUUGCUCGCGCCGCUCGAGUCAUCGGUGCUGACCUGACUGGGAUGGAGCUCCUGCGACCUCCAGGGCAUAUGACCAAAGACGACGAAGCGGACGGAGACGACUCAUCGGCGUACUACUCCAUCCCUGACAUUGGGGCAUCGCAUAUCGCACCACAAAUAUCGCAUUCGCCACAGUACUCUCGAAGGACGCAGUUGUUGGGGGACGAAUCAUCGACGACGCCCCUACUGCGGCAAGAUUCUGCAUCGGUGUUCACAAAUGCACGGACGAUUGGGACGACUACGCAUGGACACGGUCAAGGGGCGACGAGUGAGGACGAGGAACCCGAGCCAUCGUCGCACGAUGUAGAAGUUGAAGUGUUAGAGGUGACGGAGGUAGACGUUGCCCGGAUCGUACCUCGCGUCGUCACCCACAGGCUGCGACUGAGAGAUAGUCCAUCAGAGGAGGUGCUGGCAAGUGCGGUCGUCGGGGCCACGUUCGAUGCUGUGACUGCCGAAACUGGAGCAGAAUAUACCGGAAAGGGAAGCAUGGAAGGCGAUGCGGUUGGUCUGGGGAUGAUGGAUCAUGAUGGAGACUGGACUGGCUACGGCUCCCUUGGGAUCAAGGACAUCUUGGUUGACAUCCUGAACAAAGUUUGA
Messenger RNA from Coprinopsis cinerea okayama7#130, 2120 nucleotides. RefSeq lists its product as hypothetical. Bases 24 to 2120 code for a protein of 698 amino acids. The transcript has 4 exons. NCBI's taxonomy places the organism in Eukaryota, Fungi, Basidiomycota, Agaricomycetes, Agaricales, Psathyrellaceae. The record is from RefSeq and is a predicted model, not a curated record.